Caretta caretta (loggerhead turtle) is the source of this 1524-nucleotide messenger RNA. It is a transcript of the gene SLC35A1, whose product is annotated as solute carrier family 35 member A1. Gene Ontology annotation, cellular component: Golgi membrane. NCBI's taxonomy places the organism in Eukaryota, Metazoa, Chordata, Testudines, Cheloniidae. Gene Ontology annotation, molecular function: pyrimidine nucleotide-sugar transmembrane transporter activity. Gene Ontology annotation, biological process: pyrimidine nucleotide-sugar transmembrane transport. The record is from RefSeq and is a predicted model, not a curated record.
ACCCUCGCCGUUCUUUAUGGUACCUGGGAGGAGCGGAGGGGGCGGUGCCCGGUUGCCGGCUCGGGCCCCCGCAAUCUCGCCAAUUUAAGCUGCGGACACCAUGGCGCCUCCGAGAGAGAAUGUCAGUUUGCUGUUUAAAUUGUACUGCUUGAUGGUGAUGACCCUGGUGGCUGCAACGUACACUGUAGCUCUACGAUACACGAGAAUAGCAGAAACAGAACUCUACUUUGCAACCACAGCUGUGUGCAUUACAGAAGUUAUCAAGUUAUUCCUAAGUGUGGGUAUUUUGGCCAAAGAAACUGGAAGCCUGGGUAGGUUGAUGACAUCUUUAAGAGAAAAUAUAUUAGGCAGCCCGAAGGAAUUGCUAAAAUUAAGUGUUCCAUCUGUGGUGUAUGCGGUCCAAAACAACAUGGCUUUCUUGGCUCUUAGCAAUUUGGAUGCAGCAGUCUACCAGGUGACAUAUCAGUUGAAGAUCCCAUGCACAGCCUUAUGUACGGUCUUAAUGUUAAACCGUUCCCUAAGUAAAUUGCAGUGGUUCUCUGUCUUUAUGUUGUGCGGUGGAGUCACACUUGUUCAGUGGAAACCUGCUCAGGUUACAAAAGUACAGAUGGAGCAGAAUCCCUGGUUAGGGUUUGGCGCUAUAGCUAUUGCUGUAUUAUGUUCAGGAUUUGCAGGAGUCUAUUUUGAGAAGGUAUUAAAGAGUUCAGAUACUUCCCUGUGGGUGAGGAACAUUCAGAUGUACUUGUCUGGGAUUGUGGUGACUUUAGUUGGUGUUUACAUGUCAGAAGGAGCUCAAGUUCUUGAGAAAGGAUUUUUCUAUGGCUACACAUAUUAUGUCGGGUUCGUCAUCUUGCUUGCCAGUGUUGGAGGCCUCUACACUUCGGUUGUUGUUAAAUACACAGACAACAUUAUGAAAGGGUUUUCUGCAGCAGCAGCCAUUGUCCUUUCUACUGUUGCAUCGGUGAUGCUGUUUGGUUUACAGAUCACUAUAAGCUUUGCUCUUGGUGCUUUCCUUGUUUGUAUUUCUAUAUACCUGUAUGGAUUACCUCGACAAGACACCACAAAAAUCCAGCCAUCAUUAGAGACAGUGAGUUUGAAAGAGAAACUUAUUAAUAUGUGAUGUAUGCCAUAACAAAGGACAAGAGACACUGCAAAGGAAAGACACGGGGGAAAAAAACCCUGUUUUUAAUUAGCCUUAAACUAGUCAUGGAAAGACUUAACUUGGACAGAAUAAAAGCAGCAGUUAAUUCUGGAAGAAACUGAAGGGUUUUCUUUGGAUGCUACAGACUCUCCAUUAUUGCCAAGCUCCUGAAGAAGCUUGUUCAUGUAAGGCAUGUUCCUUUCAUGUUGGACUGUGAGGAGCCCACCUACCAGCAAUGCAGAAUGAAGGAAUUGAACCUUCUGUUGUAUAUAAAAGAGGGACAUUCUCUCCGACUGUAUAGUUGAAUGACUAUAUUGUGCCAUUUAUGGGCAGAAAUACUCAAAGGCUUCAGAAGCUCUAUUAAAGGAGAUCUCAUUACCAAA